This is a messenger RNA of Williopsis jadinii, 2685 nucleotides long. RefSeq lists its product as uncharacterized. Bases 1 to 2685 code for a protein of 894 amino acids. NCBI's taxonomy places the organism in Eukaryota, Fungi, Ascomycota, Saccharomycetes, Phaffomycetales, Wickerhamomycetaceae. Gene Ontology annotation, molecular function: GTPase activator activity. Gene Ontology annotation, biological process: intra-Golgi vesicle-mediated transport. The record is from RefSeq and is a predicted model, not a curated record. The transcript is spliced from 2 exons. Gene Ontology annotation, cellular component: endosome; trans-Golgi network.
AUGCAAUUCAAGAUUGUUAUUGCCGCUCUCGCUUCCAUCGCUGCUGCUCAAAACGUUUCUAACGCUACCAACGGUACCAACGGUACCAACGAGACCACCUCUGUCUCCACUGGUGCUGCUGCUUCCAACGCUGUCUCUGCUGGUGUCUUCGGUGCUGCCGUUGCCGCUGAUCUGGCCGCCUCCAUCGAAUCAGCCGAUAGUGAUGAUCGAAUCACCGUUAAAUCCCAAUCUGGGUCCAUCAGUAUCAGCUCAACCUCACUUGUGAAGUUUACUCAGAAUCAAGAUCAAAAGGAGUUCCCUUUCUUAUUAGAUCUAUCCAGCUCAAAGAAAAUCAACAUUCGUUUGUCAUUCAUGGAUAAUGAGCUCAGACCAGACUUACAACUAAAGGUUUGGAAUUCAGAUCUUGAUGCAGUGGUGCAGCGUAGUCUCAGAAAUGAUCAAGCCGCAGGUGUCACUUUUGAAAUAUGUGUUAAAGAAUCAGGCAAGUACUAUAUCGCAAUAUCAUAUGGAGAUGAACUCCUAGUUUCAUGGAGCUCAUAUGUGGUUGUGGACAAAUGCAUGGAGAUGGUUGAAGAAUCACCAGAAAUACAGGGCUUUGAAGACCAUCCGAUGGAGCUACCCUCCGAUGGAACGCAAUACAGAAGAGUAAUAGUAACCAAAGAGAGGCUUAUCGUUGAAAUGAUAAGCACUCUGAAAGUGCUGAUCAAAAGAGCACAGACGUUGGAUGAACAAAUGAGAAACGUUGCAUUGGCAAGGUCAAGAUUCUCUUCUUAUCUGUCGAACCUGGCAAACCUUGGCCAUGGAUUAGGGAAUGACAUCCUGGUUGAAAUGGUGGGCAGUCUGAUAUCCACCCUUACCGAGCAAUCAAAGAGGGAUAUUGAAGAGUCUGGUAGACUUGUGCAGAACGUAACUACGCCACUGAUCGACCUGUACAAUUCACCGGCUUUCAGUACAUUCCACACAAGGGUAAAGCUCUACAACAAAGACCUUGCAGAGUACCAUUCGACUGUUGCUACAACAAGCGCAAAACCCCCUUACUCUCACUAUGAGUUGAUGAGGUUCGACCACUUCCAUUUCCUCAACGAGCUUGUUGGUGGGCUGGCAAUGCGAAAGUUGCUGACGGACCUCUCACAGUACCUCGUUGCACACACAACACAGGUCAAAUCAGCCGCUGUCGCGAAGGCAUCACCAACCGAGUGUACCAUCAACAAACACAUUCCCAAAAUCGACUUUCUAUACAAGAACUACAAGGAAAACUACCAAUCGGAGCUAAAGGGGAUGCGGGAUGUCCUUGUACUAAGUUUCGGACAACGUGAGGAUAAACAGGGAGGUAAACCUAUGUUUAAGAAGGAUAGUACCAACGGUGAUGCGCGGCCAAGCAGUCCGUUAGCAGGCAUUCCCAACUCUGGUGUGUUUUAUACCCUUGGAGGAAGAGGAAAGAGUGGAUGGCAUAAACAGCUUAUAGCGCUUAAGGAUAACUUCUUUCUGGAAUAUGUUGACUAUAAACAUCCUCACAAGCUUCGGAAUGAACCCCUGGACAUCACCUUUGCCUGUGUCAAAAGUGUGGACACUCUUAAGGACCGAAAGUACUGCAUAGAGGUUAUAACUCCAAAGAACGUGAAGCGGUUGUUCCAGGUCAACAGUGAGGACGAGAGGGAUGAAUGGGUACAGUACUUGAACAAAGCUGCUGCGCUGAAAGCAGAUGAUAACCAAUAUAACCAUGAGAAGAACGGCGUCAAACGACUCUCUGUGGUGAGGACAGCGGCUAGGGCCUCACAAAUACCCGCUCAGCCAGAUAUCCAGGCUUUGGAGAUUGGAGACGCUACGCCGUUGCAGCUUGUGAGAGAUGUUGACCCAUCCAAUGUGAAAUGCUGUGAUUGCGGAAGCACCGUGGGUGUUGAAUGGAUAUCUUUGAACCUCCUUGUUGUUGUGUGUAUCAAGUGUUCUGGCGUACAUCGCUCAAUGGGAACACACAUCUCCAAGAUACGGUCUUUGGAGUUGGAUGAGAAGGUGUUUGCCUCUAAGGAAAUGCAUGAGCUGUUGUACCAUGUUUCCAAUAGGCUGGUGAACUCAUACCUUGCCAACGAUACAACCAUUUCGCCAGACUGCUCCGACGAGGAGAGAAAGAACUACAUUGUGAAAAAAUAUGUGAAUAAGGACUUCUUACAAAAGGAUGUAUCCUUCAACCCUAACGAUGCUCUUAUCAAGGCUGUUCACUCAGCUAAUAUUCCCCUUGUACUCAAGGCCUUGAUAUAUGGAGCCAAUACCUCGUUAGUUGUUAUCAAAGAUGUCCAUGGCGAACGGAAAGAGGUGACGCUGUUCGAAUACUCCCUAACACAUUGUCAUGGUGACCCAGAUAGACCAAUCUUUGAUGUCUCUCAAUUGCUGAUUUUCAACAACGUUCUCCAUGGCGAUGAAGUUAACCCAGUCUUGGACCUCAACAGGCACCAACUGGCCUUUUGGGCGUCAACAAUCCCCAAAAAGUCGGUGGUUAAACCACAAUCAUUACGUACACAGCCUGAAAAGCAGGAAAAGGCUAAGCAUAAGUCAAUCAAAAGAUCACAUACAAUUAUGGUGCCAUCAGCAAGGAAAGGCCCAUCCCCAAGCGUUGCACCAGCUGACACAAAAUCCAAGAGAUUGAGUAUGUUCAAGAUCCCUCAUUUCAGACCAUCGUCGAGCCAUUAA